Molecule: messenger RNA, 1594 nt
Organism: Manihot esculenta (cassava)
Lineage: Eukaryota; Viridiplantae; Streptophyta; Magnoliopsida; Malpighiales; Euphorbiaceae
Product: cytochrome P450 703A2
Exons: 2
Coding region: 50-1594 (514 amino acids)
Molecular function (GO): oxidoreductase activity, acting on paired donors, with incorporation or reduction of molecular oxygen; monooxygenase activity; iron ion binding
Source: RefSeq, a predicted model, not a curated record
CUAAAUCUAGAUUACCUCUCAAGGAUAGCUGAAUAAAUCAGGACAUUUGAUGGAUUUGUUUGCUUUCUCUUCAGUCCUUCUCUGUGUAGUGCUUAUCACUAACCUCCUUCAAUCCCUAAAGCGAAACUCCAAAAGGCUUCCUCCAGGUCCGCCAAGGUGGCCAAUAUUUGGUAACCUUCUCCAAUUGAGCCAGUUACCUCAUAGAGACUUGGCAUCUUUAUGUAACAAAUAUGGGCCCAUUGUCUAUCUCCGCCUUGGCAGCGUUGAUGCCAUCACCACCGACGAUCCUGAAAUCAUCCGCGAAAUACUCCUUCGCCAGGAUGAUGUCUUCGCUUCCCGGCCACGGACUCUUGCAGCUGACCAUCUUGCAUACGGUUGUGGAGAUGUAGCGUUGGCCCCGUUAGGCCCAAAUUGGAAGCGAAUGAGGAGAAUAUGUAUGGAACACUUGCUAACAACUAAGAGGCUUGAUUCUUUUGCCAAGCAUCGUGCUGAGGAAGCUCAACAUUUGGUGCGAGAUGUUUGGGCACAAGCUCAGACUGGAAAGUCUGUGAACUUGAGAGAAAUGCUGGGUGCAUUUUCUAUGAACAAUGUGACUCGAAUGUUGCUAGGGAAGCAAUACUUCGGAGCUGAAUCAGCUGGUCCCCAAGAGGCCAUAGAGUUCAUGCACGUAACCCAUGAGUUAUUUAGGCUUUUGGGAGUGAUAUAUUUGGGUGAUUAUUUACCAUUUUGGAGGUGGAUUGAUCCUCAUGGUUGUGAGAACCAAAUGAGGCAAGUGGAAAAAAGAGUGGACGAUUUUCACUCCAAGAUUAUUGAAGAACAUAAAAUGGCAAGGCAAGUGAAGCAGGGAGAGGAAGUUAGAGAGGGAGAGAUGGAUUUCGUUGAUGUUCUACUAUCAUUGCCGGGCAAAGAUGGCCAAGAACACAUGGACGAUAUAGAGAUCAAAGCUCUCAUUCAGGAUAUGAUAGCCGCUGCUACAGAUACUUCAGCUGUAACCAACGAGUGGGCCAUGGCAGAGGUGAUCAAGCAUCCACGUGUCAUAUGUAAGAUACAGGAGGAACUUGAUCAUGUUGUAGGCCCAAAUAGGAUGGUGACUGAAUCAGACUUGCCCCAUCUCAACUAUCUACGUUGCGUUGUACGUGAAACUUUUCGCAUGCAUCCAGCCGGACCCUUUUUAAUCCCGCACGAGUCUCUACGUGCCACCACAAUCAAUGGCUACCAUAUCCCUGCUAAGACUCGUAUUUUCAUUAAUACCCAUGGACUAGGCCGAAACACCAAGGUUUGGACCGAUGUGGAGGAGUUUCGGCCCGAGAGGCAUUGGCUAGAAGAUGGAAGUCGAGUAGAAAUAAGCCAUGGAGCCGAUUUCAAGAUAUUGCCGUUCAGUGCCGGAAAGAGGAAGUGCCCUGGUGCACCGCUUGGAGUUACUUUGGUGCUAAUGGGUUUGGCUCGGCUCUUUCACGCCUUUGAUUGGUCUCCACCUAAAGGGCUAAGAUACGAAGAUAUUGAUACCACUGAGGUUUAUGGAAUGACAAUGCCAAAAGCCAUGCCCUUAUUGGCUUUAGCUAGGCCACGUUUGGCAGAUCAUCUAUAUCAAUGA